AUGAUUACGAGGCAAUCAGUCAGAUGGAUAAAGCAAACAGCAUGCUGGGGACGACCUCGCCUUGGACCCAAUAAUGGACCACCGUCAGGCAUGAUUAGAAAAAGGCGCUUGAUGGAUAGAUGUCACUGUUACACUACAGACAGCGCCACUUCGACUCCUAUUCUCCCAAAACCUACAAUCAUUUAUUCGGACAACCACAUCCUUGUCGUGAACAAACCCUCUGGGUGGCAUGUGGUUCCCAACAAACCUGAAGAAGUAGUCAGUUCCAAAGAGGGCGAACCACAAUCUCACAAUACUAGUACUAAAUGUUUGCUCACGCAACUCCAAGAAAAUCGAUUGGGAGGAGGAAGUCAAAAGCACUUUUUGAAGCCAUUGCAUCGCAUUGAUCAGCCAUGUACUGGGGUGGUUCUAUUCGCCAAGACGUCCAAGGCAGCCUCUCGGAUAUCCAAAGCAUGGAAAGCCAACAAAGUGCAAAAGACAUAUCUCUGCUUGAUACAGCCUCACAAUUUGGAGUCGUUGAGAUGCAAUUCAAUCAGCAUACACGACAACAAUAGCAACCAACAUCAUCAAUGGUGGAAACUAGAAGGAUAUCAACACAAGAGGAAGAAACGGGUGGAUUCGCUCAUUUCCAAUGUACUACUCGUGGAAACCAAUCAAGGUGCUCGGCAUAUGAUUCGGGCUCUGCUGUCGCAAGUCGGAAAGUGUCCCAUUCUGGGCGAUAGUCGCUAUGGCUUCAACAACAAGAGUACUAUAACACCAUCAUCUUCGUACCGUCAUUCGGUCGCCCUACAUGCUCGUGGCAUCGUCUUGCCGGAUGAUUUAACGUUGGGGACCACCACACAACGAUAUUUUGAGGCUCCCAUUCCAAAUCGUGAUAAUAUUUGGAGAGAUGCCCAUGGACACCAGAUCCAGGAGCAACACAUCCAGCGGGCUUUGGAGGCAUAA
Molecule: messenger RNA, 945 nt
Organism: Seminavis robusta
Lineage: Eukaryota; Bacillariophyta; Bacillariophyceae; Naviculales; Naviculaceae
Source: the annotation of a GenBank genome assembly